ACAAAAGAAUUUGAUAUUCUUCUUAUUCUCAGUGGUAAACAAUUAAAAAAUGAUAAAAUCGAACAAUUAUGUACGAUAUUUUUUCGUUUACUUCGUCAAAAUAUACUUUCAAAAAAGAAGAAAAAACUUUCUAAUAAAACAUCUAAUCAAAAUUUAAAUAUAUCAAUACUUAAAGUACUUCAAAAUUUAUUAAUUAAUAUUAAAGAUCUAAUAGAAAAAUAUCUUCAAUUAUUAUCAAUAUUAUUUUAUAAAAUAAUUCAACGUGAUCAAAGAAUUGAAUUAAUAAAUCUUUUUCAAAUCUUUAUUAAUCAAUCAACACAAACUAAAUUACGUACAAUUUGGUAUUUAAAACAAUUAAUUGAACUUAAUUCUUGGAAUACAGAAGCAAUUGAUGAAGCUGAUUAUGAACGUCGUUUAAAUAGUUAUAAAGAUUUAGCAAAAGAAUUAGUAAAUGUACAAGAUAUUGAUAAAGAUAAAGAUGAAUAUUUAUGUUUAUUUUAUCAUUGUUUAUAUGAAUUACAUUAUUCAGUAAAUGAUUUAUCAUUACGUGAAUAUGCUUCACAAUGUAUUCAAUUAUUUCUUAAACAAAUUCCAUCGUAUCAAACCUUUUUUCUUACUGAAAUUCGCACAAUAUUAAAACAACCAGCAAUAUCAAUUAAUAUUCGACAUGAAUUUAUUCGUCAUUUAGCAUUUAUUACUGAUAUUAAUAAUGAUAAUGAAGAUUUAAAUGAUCUAAAACGUUUACCAUUAAAACGUUUCAAGUUAACACAUGAUCAACAAUUAUUUCAUGUAACAACAAUAAAUAAUUAUCUCUUACCAAUUGUUUGUUCAUUUAUAAAUGAUGUUAUUAAUGAUGAAACACAAGAUAUUAAUGAUGAAAUUGUUUUUGUAUGUUUAACAACAUUAUGUCAAACAUUAUCAUGGUUAAAAUAUAAUCAAUUGUUUGUUUCUUAUUUUCGUCAAUUAACAACUACGAAACGAACAUUAAAUUUAUCACAAAAACGAUGUUUAACUAAAACAAUAUCAGCAAUUAUUGAUGCAUUUCAUUUUCAAUUAGAUUAUGAUGAGAACAAAGCAGAAAGUGAGCGUAUUAGUCGCGCAGUACAAAAACAUUUAUUACCUAUGAUUCUUGAUCUCUUAAGUCAAAAUUCAUUUUCUAUUGAUGGUUUAACAACUACUGGUAUAGCAACUAAAAAUGCUAGUAUUGAUGAUCAACGUCAACAAGCUAUUCUUUUAACUGUAACAUGUUCAUUAAUAGCAACAAAAUUAAUUGUUAUAUUUCCUCAUGAAUUUAUUGAACAACAUAUCUCAACAAUUCUUCUUCAUUUAAUAACAUUACUUCGUUCACGUAUAUAUUCAAUACGUGAUCAAGCACGUGAUUGUUUAUGUAAAUGUAUAACAGUAUUUGGUAAACGUUAUUUAAAAUUUAUAGUUGAAGAAUUAAUAGCUGGUUUACAACGUGGUUAUCAACAUUUUGUUUUAUUACAUACAGUUCAUAGUAUACUUAUUCAUAUAUCAACAUUAACAGAUGAUUUUAAUAUUGAUUCAGCUGUUAAAAUUCUUACAAACUUAUUUAUUGAUGAUUUAUUUAAUUCAGAAAAAACUGAAUCAUCAAAAGCAAAUGAACAUGAAAAUUCAUCCUAUAAACCAUCCAAUAUACCUGAAGCAAAAACAAAUAAAACAGCAAAUGUGAUGGAAUUACUUGGUCGUUUAAUACAUUCAAAUGAUGAACUUUUAACAUGUAUUGAACCAAUACGACAACAAUUAUCAUUAAGUCAUGAUUCAAGACAAAUAUCAAAAUGUGAAAAAUGUUUACAACGUUUUCAAACUGGUUUAAUUAGCAAUACACAUUUAUCAAUUGAAAGUUUAUUUAUAUUUAUUUAUCAUUUAUUAACAAAAACAGAAGAAGAUUCUUCAAAUGAACAAACGAAUAAUAAAAGUACAUCGAAUAAAAUGAUAGAAGAACGUAGUAAAUAUCAUUUAAUACCAUCAGAACCAAAACGUGGUCAUGCAAGAGUUGCACAAUCUAUAAUACAUGUUAAAAAAACAAAUAUUCAUUGUUUAAUUUCAUGGACACUUAAUCUACUCAAUAAACUUAUUAAAAAACAUAAAAAUGAUGAUCAAACAUUUUUAUCUAUGAUUGAUCCAUUUGUUAAUCAUAUUGAAAUAUGUUUAAAUUCACAAUAUACAGAUGUUAUAGUUUCUUCACUUAGAAAUUUAUCAUCAUUAUUAGAAUAUUCAUUACCAUCAUUAGAUAAACAACGUAUAACAAAUAUGUAUAAAAAGGUAUUUGAUUUAUUAAAAAUGUAUUCAUCCGUUGCUGGUUCAAAUGAUAUGAAUGAUUUAUUGACACUUUGUUAUAAAAUUCUUGGUACAUUUGUUCAACGUUCAAUAAAUGAUAAUAUUGCAUUAACAUCCGAUGAAUAUCAAUGUUUAUUUACUUAUAUUGAAUCUGAUUUAUUAAAUGUUCAUCGUCAAUCAAGUGCAUUUCUUCUUCUUCGUUCUAUAAUGCGUCAUUCAGUUACAAUAAUAACAAAUGAUAAAAAUCUUCGUACACAACUUGAUAAUCUUCUACGUUCUCGUUUAAUAUUUCUUAUUGUACAAUCACCUUAUGAUCAUGUUCGUACAAUAUGUCGUGAUCUAUUUCAUAUCUAUUUUUUUUCAUAUGAACAUACAAAAACCAAAUUAAAAUCUUAUUUAGAUUUUUUUCUUCUUCAACUUGAUUAUGAAGAAUAUAAUGGACGUUUAUCCGUAUUAAUAUUUCUAAAUAAUUUAUUUAAUGAUUUAACAAAACAACGUUUAAAUGAUUAUGCUGCUUAUUUUUU
Messenger RNA from Adineta steineri, 2825 nucleotides. The record is from the annotation of a GenBank genome assembly. Lineage: Eukaryota; Metazoa; Rotifera; Eurotatoria; Adinetida; Adinetidae.